AUGUGGCUUAUCAAUGUCCAAACCCUUCAGCUAGAGGAACAUUUCAACCCCGAUGUCCCUUUCGCAAUCCUCUCCCACACAUGGGGUGCUGAGGAGGUAUCAUUCCAGGAGUUCAAGGCUCUCGACGAAUCUUUGUGGGCAAAGGCUGGGUUCUCUAAGAUCAUCGAGACUUGUCGGUUGGCCAAGUCUCUAGAGCUGCCAUAUGCUUGGAUAGACACAUGCUGUAUCAACAAAACGUCCAGCGCAGAACUUUCCGAGGCAAUCAACUCAAUGUUCCGUUGGUACCAAUCAUCCUCAAUAUGCUUUGCCUAUCUCGCCGAUUUACACGAUGAGGAUCACUCUGACACAUUCCUCGAAAAUUUUAAGGCUUCUCGAUGGUUCACCCGAGGAUGGACCCUUCAGGAGUUGAUAGCCCCUAGCAUGGUGACAUUCUACAAUGCUUCCUGGAAACUACUCGGCUCCAAACAGACCCUUGCCGGUACACUGACAUCGAUUACGGGUAUCGACGGUACAGUGCUGGAGAAAAAGGUCUCAUUGAGAAAAAUCCCGGUUGGAACUCGUAUGUCAUGGGCCUCCAACCGCCAAACGACUCGCGUUGAGGACUUGGCUUACUGCUUGCUUGGUAUUUUUGAUAUCAACAUGCCAUUACUCUACGGAGAAGGGGAAAAGGCUUUUGCUCGCCUGCAGUCGGAGAUCAUGCAGGAGACGAACGACCUGUCUCUCUUGGCCUGGACGUCAGAGACCACGGAUCCUGAGCGGCAGCAGGCAUACAGUGGUGUGUUCGCAACUUCACCAUCUGAGUUCGCGGUCUGCUCGAACCUUAAAGUAACAAAUUCGCCUCAACUUCUAGAUGAAGCCGAGGUUGUCGUAAAGAGGACCUCCUUGCAAAUUGUAGCAAUACUUUACAUUCAAAAGCACGCCGCAGACGAAGCUGACACUUUGGACGAGAGGGAAUACGUUCUAUCAUUACAAUGUAGCGAUGAGCGUGGGACCCCACCAACGCGAUCUGUAAUAGGUAUUUACAUUUCCAAAACACCGUCCGGGUUUCUGCGCCAUAGACCGUGGAGGCUCAGCAUACGUUCAGCAAACACUCUCUGGCCCCACGACAGAAAAGCCAGAUCCCUAAAGCUUCUGAGGCAGAUCAGCACCGAAGACUCUUGGAACAUUCAAGAUACUAGGUUUCAGCGUGCCGUAUUUAUUCGACUAGACAUGAAGAAAACUAGUUUUCGAGCCCGUUUAGGUGCCGGUGAGGCGUCGUCAGCAAUACCAGAUGCUCUGUGGGAUGGCCUGAACACUGUAUUUCUCGACAGAAAUUACGAAGAGUUUCCGUUCGCGCCUCGUCUGAUACAAAUCAACCUGUUGUAUAACAUGAUGGGCCCACCGGUUGGGAGGCUGCUCCUUGUAUCACUAAUGGUCUCUCAAGUUCCAUCCAAAGCUCCCGAACGUUGGGCUAUACUGCUGAGUUACCAGCAAGAUCCGUUAGGUGCUCAUCUUCUGAGCCAACUCGAAGGAUGGGACACGACUUCGGUAUUGAACCAUUCACUGUAUACCACCGUGCAAUCCACGAUGGUAAAAUGGCAAUGGCAGUCGGAUGGCUCUAACGAAUCCAUGCCAUGGGCCGACCCAGCGGAAGGAGUUGCAACACCUAAGAGCCCCACCUCACGGACACUUGAGAUUUGUAGAGGACGGCGAGUCAUAGCAACGGUAAGCAUUCUUUCUAACGACGCAGGACGGGGCGCGUAUGAUGUCUUGGUGGUUCUUCAGGACCUCAAGUGA
Molecule: messenger RNA, 1776 nt
Organism: Colletotrichum truncatum
Lineage: Eukaryota; Fungi; Ascomycota; Sordariomycetes; Glomerellales; Glomerellaceae
Product: het domain protein
Source: RefSeq, a predicted model, not a curated record